GUGCUUGGGAGCCAUGGAGCUCCAGGUGGUGGCACCUCGCUAGAGAGUGCAUUUUCCGCCCUGUGGCGAUUUGCCAUGGGACCUUCCUCUUACAAUCCAACGUGGACCCCAGUCACUUCUUUGUCUUUCCGUCGACCGGAGCUGUUCAUGGAAGAGAUACUGUGCUGGUCACUGGAAUCGAGGGACAGGUUGCGAACACACAUACGCACACACACCUUUGCGAGUAUACAUUUAUCUUUCAUCGUCAUUUACGACACCGCAUCCCACUUUCUUCUUCCCCGCACAUCCUCGCCUUGUAGAGGAGCCCCCUCCCUGAACAGGGAUCCUGCAGACUACUAUUCAGUGCAAUUUUGACACCAGUUGGUGUGCAUCUUGUUUUCAACGAGAAAGAUGGGUUCGAAGGUAUGGAUGUGUUUGUUACUGGCCAUUUCAGCAGUAGUUGCUUCUGCAGCUGUGGAGGAUAGCCUUGAAACUCCGCAAUAUACUGUGGUUCAUGCGGAAUCGGACUUUGAGAUCCGGUUGUACCGUCCGUCUACGUGGGUUUCUACCCCCGUGGAUGAUAUUUCAUUCGGCAAGGCGACACAGAUUGGAUUCCACAAGUUGUUUCAAUAUAUACAAGGCGCCAAUCUCAACAACACUCGUGUGGAAAUGACCACCCCUGUAUUGACAGGAAUAGUGCCCUCUGCUGGGCCAUUCUGCUCCUCUGCAUUCUCCAUCCGAUUUUACGUGCCGAGUAAGUUCCAGGACAACCCACCUCUUCCCCUCCUCGACUCUGACCUCACAGUUGAGAACUGGGACGAGAAAUGCAUCGCAGUGCGUCCAUUCUCGGGCUUUGCCAAGGAUAGCAAUGUCGCUCAGGAAGCAGCUGCUCUAGAAGCUAGUCUUCAGAAGACGAAGUGGGCUAACGUUACCGACAAUGAGCCAAAGGAUGGUGAGGAUGCUUACACCAUUGCUCAGUACAGCAGCCCUUUGAAAAUCUUGGGCCGUAUUAAUGAGGUGUGGGUGAGCUUUCCAUCAAGCCAUGGCUGCCACGCAGAGCUUCUCCGCACCAAAGCUGGUCGAGUUGCACCAUAAAUCUCAUACCAGGGAUUUCUUAACCUGGCUUUGUCACUAAAUUUGUAAUUACUGUUGGUUGUUCUUAGCGAGGGAUUGAGUUCAGGAAAGAUGGAAUGCUUCUUGAGCAUUAUCUUGAGUGGAUCGAUUAUCGGACCAUGUGUAUGUGGAAUUUAGAACUUGGAAUAGAUGAAAACUUUGGACAUCUUCAAA
This is a messenger RNA of Physcomitrium patens, 1266 nucleotides long. RefSeq lists its product as uncharacterized. The record is from RefSeq and is a predicted model, not a curated record. NCBI's taxonomy places the organism in Eukaryota, Viridiplantae, Streptophyta, Bryopsida, Funariales, Funariaceae.